AGAGAGAAGACAAGCAGGAUCUCAGCUCCGAGUCCUCAGCACCUUCUCAUACAAUGACAUGAUAUUGCACACAGAGUGUCAGGAUUGGGGGGCUGAAGGCAUCUCAUCAUCACAUCCACACCACCACCACCACCGUCAUGGACACCUCUGGGCACCUUCAUGAUUCAGGGGUUGGCGACAUGGAAGAAGAACCCAAAUGCUACUGCCCGUUAUCGGGCGACUCUGUGAACCAGCUGCAGAGCCACCAUCACAGCCUGUUGCACUCAUCUUCUCCGUCAGCUUUCAGGGCACCUCCUUCCAACAACUCCACCGUCCUCCACCACCCUUCUUCCUCCAGGCAGGGCAGCCAGCUCAAUUUAAGUGACCACUUGGUUGGACACUCUCCAACUUCAGCGUCUACAAGUGGGGCUGGCGGAGGAUGCAAGCACAGACAAGCCAGUCCUCUCGUCCACAGAAGGGACAGCAACCCAUUCACCGAAAUAGCCAUGAGCUCUUGUAAAUACACCGGAGGGGUGAUGAAGCCCCUCAGCCGACUAAGUGCCUCCAGAAGGAACCUGAUAGACUCUGAGCCCGAGAGCCAACCUCUUCAGAUCUUCAACUCCAGCAACGCUCCUGAGAUUGUCAUCUCUUCCAAGGAUGAGCACCACUCCAACCAGAAUUUGCACCACCACCAUCCCAAUGCCACGCAGAACCACUCAGGCAAUAGCACCACCGCCACCAACUACCCCAAACCCAACAAGAGGAAGCAUCAAAAUAUCGGAUACAAAUUGGGACAUAGGAGGGCGCUUUUUGAGAAGCGGAAGAGGCUCAGUGACUACGCGCUGAUAUUCGGGAUGUUUGGAAUAGUUGUCAUGGUCAUUGAGACAGAACUGUCAUGGGGUUUGUACGAAAAGGACUCAAUGUUUUCUCUGGCCCUGAAAUGCCUUAUAAGUUUAUCAUCCAUCAUUCUGCUGGGACUGAUCAUUGCUUAUCAUGCACGAGAGGUGCAGUUGUUUGUCAUUGACAAUGGAGCAGAUGACUGGAGGAUCGCCAUGACCUACGAGCGGAUUUUCUACAUCAGCUUGGAGCUGCUCAUCUGUGCCAUUCAUCCCAUCCCUGGCGAGUACAAGUUCUUUUGGAAUGCCCGCCUGGCCUUUUCCUACACGCCAUCACAGGCCGAGGCCGACGUGGACAUUAUCCUCUCCAUUCCCAUGUUCCUGCGGCUGUACUUGAUUGCCCGGGUCAUGCUCUUGCACAGUAAACUUUUCACAGACGCUUCGUCCCGUAGUAUCGGGGCGCUCAACAAGAUCAACUUUAACACUCGCUUCGUCAUGAAGACGCUGAUGACCAUCUGCCCGGGCACUGUGUUACUGGUCUUCAGCAUCUCUUUGUGGAUUAUCGCUGCCUGGACUGUGCGAGUCUGCGAGAGGUAUCAUGACCAGCAGGACGUCACCAGCAACUUCCUAGGUGCCAUGUGGUUGAUUUCCAUAACGUUCCUCUCCAUUGGCUAUGGUGACAUGGUGCCAAACACCUACUGUGGGAAGGGGGUCUGCCUGCUAACUGGCAUCAUGGGUGCUGGUUGUACUGCCUUAGUGGUGGCUGUGGUCGCUCGAAAGCUGGAGCUUACCAAAGCUGAAAAGCACGUCCACAACUUCAUGAUGGAUACACAGCUAACAAAACGGAUAAAAAACGCAGCAGCCAACGUCCUCCGGGAAACAUGGCUGAUUUACAAGCACACAAAGCUACUAAAGAAGAUUGACCAUGCUAAAGUCCGCAAGCACCAGAGGAAGUUUUUGCAGGCUAUUCAUCAAUUACGGAACGUGAAGAUGGAGCAACGGAAACUGAGUGACCAAGCCAAUACCUUGGUAGAUCUCUCCAAAAUGCAGAGUGUGAUGUAUGAUCUUAUAACUGAGCUCAAUGACCGCAGUGAGGAUCUCGAGAAACAGAUUGGAAAUCUAGAAGCUAAGCUGGACCAGAUCACUUCGACUUUCAAUACUCUUCCUGUCCUGAUCGUAGACACCCUGCGACAGCAGCAGCAACACCUUAUUUCUGUGGUACUGGAGUCACGGGCACUGGGAGUGGCUGUUGGGACUUCACAAUCUGACAGUCCUAUGGGCAUAAGUUCGGCAUCUUUUCCAACACCACACACCAGCUCCAGUAGCUGCUGACAGGCCAGACUUGUGUUGUGGACGGUAGACCUUCAACUCCUAGAGUAGGAUUAUUUAGGAGACUUUGGGAAUGCUGGCUAACUAAAUAUCAUGUAAUCUCAGCUAACCUUGAGUAGGACGUCUUGUAGGAAAGUCAGUUGGCACUCAACAUGAGGAACUACUUGAAGGUUAAGACACUAUUGCGCACCUUCUCAUUCACUGCCAAGUAACCUGCUUAGCGGAGAAGGAUCUAUUACAACCCCACUUCCUCCUGCGAAUACCUUUCCUGAUCUUCCUACUAUUGUCCUUUUUUCUUCUAACACUGCCCUCCAAUGUCCCGGCACUUCCAUGGAGGCUAAAGCCAGUGCGCGCAAUCAGUUCCGAAAUCUUGGCCUCAUCCUAUUCUUACAGACGUCUUUAUAAGUGCCUGCACAUUGAAGGUCAUUACUGUCCAAAGCAAGAGUGCACUCCCUGGUGGUAAGGCCUGCUUAAGGUCUUGCCCUCAAUGUUUUAAGUCGAUUGCCCAGAUGGUUGACAUCAGUUGAUCUUGCAGUGGAGUCCUUGUGCUUUCACACACUGAAUUCCUGUGCUUGGCAUGUAUAUGCUACACUUAUAUUCAACAAACGAACUGCUGAGUCAAAGGAGAGGCAAACGGUGGUACCGAGCCGUACCUGAAUAGCUUCGGAGUGGUGACGGCAAAUAAUCAGUUACUCACUGCGCAACGUACAUCUACCUGCCAAACAUGUGGGCGCUCACCACUUCUGUAUGUAUUUUUGCACCAAGACACAACCAAAAAAACAAAACAAAACCAAUAAUAAUAAUAAUGAUACUACGACUAGAGACCCAAACAGGUCCAGACGUCGAAGAGAUGACAGACGACUGGGGUGUGGUGUAUGAAUCACUGUGUAUCUCUCUACAGUUGGGCUGUAGACUAUGGAAAGUAGCUCAGGAGGCUAUGGAGCUACAAUCCGCCUUCCCCUCCGUUUACAAAGAAAAGUAAAACGCAAAAAGUAAUAUAUAUAUAUUUAUGCUAAAAACAAUCAAAGCCGAGCAUCCGCUCCCUCCUCAAACUUCCCUGAAAGCCGAUAUUUGCAUAAAUUAGGAAGCUGAUAAUUCUGUCACUAGGGCACCUUUCUAGUCCAGAGAGGGAACACGUAAUGGCGGCAUGCAUGUUUACACUAUGUGCCUGACCAUAUUCAUUUAAAGGGAGUCACCAGGACAAAACCCUUUAAAUUAGGGCAUGAACUAAUGAAGAUACACCCAUAAAAAGGCUCAGGACGGACUCUGAUUUGGGGGCAUUACUGGGUGUGUAUGCACCACUUUUAUUGGUUUGAUUUACAAAUGGGGCCUGGCUUAAUGGAGAUUCCCAUUGGGUUAAUAUCCAGUGACAUCAUCAGUGGCGGUUCAAGUGUCUAGUGAACAAAUUGUCUCUACAGAGACUGUAUCUGGUGACAUCAUCAGUAAUGUUUUGAUUAAUGGGGUCUGGCUUAAUGGCAGAUUCCCAUUGGGUUCAUUUCUAAAGACAUCAUCUGUGAUCUUUUAAGUGUCUAGUGAAGCAACUGGUGGGAUUUGCUGAGACUAUAUCUGAUGACAUCAUCUAUGACACUGAUGUUGCAAGUAUCUAGUAACCGCUGAUCUCUAGUGAUGGAUAGGCUGCAUUCUCAGUGAUGUCACCGCUGAUCUCUAGUGAUGGAUAGGCUGCAUACUCAGUGAUGU
Messenger RNA from Bufo gargarizans (Asiatic toad), 3842 nucleotides. RefSeq names its product potassium calcium-activated channel subfamily N member 3 (gene KCNN3). The coding region runs from base 138 to 2147 and encodes 669 amino acids. Gene Ontology annotation, biological process: potassium ion transmembrane transport. Gene Ontology annotation, cellular component: neuronal cell body; neuron projection; plasma membrane. NCBI's taxonomy places the organism in Eukaryota, Metazoa, Chordata, Amphibia, Anura, Bufonidae. The record is from RefSeq and is a predicted model, not a curated record. The transcript is spliced from 9 exons. Gene Ontology annotation, molecular function: small conductance calcium-activated potassium channel activity; calmodulin binding.